AUGUCAAAAUAUCACAUCUUGGAUGAUUAUCCGACGUUGGACAUGACCAUUACUUGGAUACCAGUGCAAGCCACGGAUGAUUACGACGAGGAACCCAACGUCUCCGAGGAACCCAACGUCUCCGAGGAACCCUACGUCUCCGAGGAACCCUUCUACCCAGACGAAUCCAGCGGUCCCGACGAAUCCGACGAUUCCAAAAGCGUUGACGAUGAGCUUGAGCUCAAAGAAGGAACCACCGUUGAAUAUGAACAAGAACUCAAAGAUUGGAUCCUCGUAUCUUCCAAUGAAGGAUCCAGUGAACAACGUCCUACACUAUUGAACCGUCUCAAGUUGGUCAAACUCUUUUCAUCUCCUUAUCUUCCUCCUGACUCUCUCCUCCGUCCGCGAGUGAUUGUCCAAGGGUUGAGAUAA
Tremella mesenterica DSM 1558 is the source of this 411-nucleotide messenger RNA. RefSeq lists its product as uncharacterized. The record is from RefSeq and is a predicted model, not a curated record. The transcript is spliced from 2 exons. Bases 1 to 411 code for a protein of 136 amino acids. Lineage: Eukaryota; Fungi; Basidiomycota; Tremellomycetes; Tremellales; Tremellaceae.